This is a messenger RNA of Brassica napus (rape), 4970 nucleotides long. Its product is annotated as AP2-like ethylene-responsive transcription factor PLT2. Gene Ontology annotation, biological process: regulation of DNA-templated transcription. Gene Ontology annotation, molecular function: DNA binding; DNA-binding transcription factor activity. The coding region runs from base 1125 to 2819 and encodes 564 amino acids. The record is from RefSeq and is a predicted model, not a curated record. The transcript is spliced from 8 exons. Lineage: Eukaryota; Viridiplantae; Streptophyta; Magnoliopsida; Brassicales; Brassicaceae.
UUGUAUGAAUAUUACCUUUGAGUCAUUUCAAUGUGAUUGCAUGUAUGUACACGUAAACGUAUACGAAUACGUAGCCCUGUGCUUACACAUGUUUAAGGAUAUGUAAGUACAUGUGUAUGCAGUGAGAGAGAAUGGUCAAUGGUAAGAGAGUGGGAGAGGAUUCGCAGAGUGUGGGAAUGCUGGGCUUUGGGGAGUCAUUAAUCGCGACAAACGAGGAACGUGAGUUCCGAUAAUCCAAGUGGGGUAAAUUUUUGGUUUUAAAAUAUUAAGUGAUUUUGAUUUUGUUUGCUUUUAGGGUAUGGAUUUUUUCCACUUGGAAGCGUAGAUUUGUCUUAUUCGCGACACUCGUGUCCCAAAUCUAUCGCAGUAUCAUAUCCCAGAUACAUGAUCAAACAUGUGAAGUGUAACAUUUGUAUUAAUUUAGUCACUUUUCUAUCGUCUCAUUUCAUUCUAUUAUUGUGAUAUGAUAACAUGUGGUUGUCUAUUUAAUAUAUAUCUACAAUAUUUCUAUCUAAGAUAUAUAUAUUUAUGAGAUUCGUUCAAAAAAAAAGAUAUAUAUAUUUAUGAGUAAGUUAUUAUUUUGAUAUAUAAUGUGGCUGUGCAUAACAAUCAGAUAAAAACUCUAUAUUAUAUAUUUACACUUAUUCUUGCAUAAUUUUAAUGGUUGAUAAUAAAAUUGCGGCAAUCCUUUGUUGAGGUUUCAAAAACAAUUUAAAGCGAGCAUUUAAUGUAAUAGGUUUAACUUCAAAACCUGUUUAGCUUCCUAAAAAGUACUCCUCCUAUUUUUAAGAGUUUUACAAAUAUCUUCGUCUACUUUGUUUAAACCCCUCAAGUUAUCGGAGAGAUAGAGAUAGAGAUAGAGAUAGAGAGUGUGUGUUUAGAGAGAGAAAGUACAAGUUUGCGACUGUGUUGCAGCCAUACAUAGAGAGCAAAACAAGAUCUCUUCCCGUCUAUCCUUGAUAGGUAAGUCUCUUCAUCAUAACAUUUCUAUUCACUAAAGUAGCUUAAAUCUCUCUCUCUCUCUCUCUCUUUAUCUUAUGAUACGUCUCUAAUCAAUUUAUGUCCCCUUAUUCCAGAUUUUAUCAAAGUGAUUUAAGAUUUGAUUUUCAUAGGAAGGAAAUAUAAUGAAUUCUAACAACUGGCUUGCCUUUCCUCUAUCACCAACCCAUUCUUCUUUGCCUCCUCUCAUCCACUCCUCACAAACCUCUCAAUUCAAUCUCGGCUUGGUCAACGACAAUAUGGACAACCCUUUUGAAAACCAAGAAUGGAAUAUGAUCAAUCCACACGGUGGAGGCGGAGAAGGAGGAGAGAUUCCAAAAGUGGCUGAUUUCUUAGGAGUUAGCAAGUCGGACAAUCAUCAAGCCGACCUCGUACCGUACAACGACAUUCAUCAAACCAAUGACUCAGAUUACUACUUCCAAACAAAUAGUCUGUUACCUACGGUUGUCACUUGUGCCUCUAACACUCCUAAUAACUAUGAGCUUCAAGAGAGUGCCCACAAUUUGCAAUCUCUCACCCUUUCAAUGGGAAGUGCCGGAGACGCCGCUGCUGCAGCGGCGGCCGUUAAAGCCUCGCCUGGUGAGACCAGCGCGGAUAAUAGUAGUAGCACUACUAACAUAAGUGGAGGAACCACCGUUGAAGCUGCACCUAGACGGACCGUGGAAACUUUUGGACAACGAACCUCUAUCUAUCGUGGUGUUACAAGACAUAGAUGGACCGGUAGAUAUGAAGCUCAUCUUUGGGAUAAUAGUUGUAGAAGAGAAGGACAAUCAAGGAAAGGAAGACAAGUCUACUUAGGUGGGUAUGACAAAGAAGAGAAAGCAGCAAGAGCAUAUGAUUUAGCUGCACUCAAAUAUUGGGGCCCCUCUACUACUACCAACUUUCCGAUUACUAACUAUGAGAAGGAAGUUGAGGAGAUGAAAAAUAUGACGAGACAAGAGUUUGUGGCUGCUAUUAGAAGGAAAAGUAGCGGAUUCUCGCGUGGUGCAUCGAUGUAUCGAGGAGUAACAAGGCAUCAUCAACAUGGAAGAUGGCAAGCAAGGAUUGGCCGAGUUGCUGGAAACAAAGAUCUCUACUUGGGAACUUUCACCACAGAGGAAGAAGCAGCAGAAGCAUACGACAUAGCUGCAAUAAAGUUUCGAGGUCUAAACGCGGUUACGAAUUUUGAGAUUAACCGGUACGAUGUAAAAGCUAUCCUAGAGAGCAACACACUUCCUAUAGGAGGUGGUGCAGCUAAACGGCUGAAAGAAGCUCAAGCUCUAGAAUCAUCAAGAAAACGUGAGGAAAUGAUAGCCCUCAGCUCAAAUUUCCAUCAGUAUGGUGCAGCGAGCGGCUCUAGCUCUGGGCUUCAGCUUCAACCUUACCCACUAAGCAUUCAACAACCUUUUGAGCAUCUUCAUCACCAGCCUCUACUUACCCUACAGAACAACAACGAUGUCUCACAGUAUAAUACUAACGUUCAUGAUUCCUACAGUUACAUCCAGACGCAGCUUCAUCUUCACCAACAACAAACCAACAAUUACUUGCAGUCUUCUAGUCACAACUCGCAACUCUACAAUGCUUAUCUUCAGAGCAAUCCUGGUUUGCUUCACGGAUUUGUCUCUGAUAAUAACAACACUCCAGCGGUUUAUGGAAACAACGGGAUUGGUAUUGGGUCAACCUCCACAGUAGGAACAUCGGCCGAGGAAGAGUUUCCCACGGUUAAAGUUGAUUACGAUAUGCCUCCUUUAGGUGGAGCCACAGGGUGUGAACGAUGGACUAAUGGAGAGCAUGGUCAGGGGUCAAAUCCAGGAGGUGUCUUCACAAUGUGGAAUGAAUAAAAGGUUGUUUUCUGUCUCUCUUGCUAGGCAAGGUAUGGUUCUGAAUGAUAGAUAUUAUUUUCUUGUUUACCAAGUAGUUUAGAAACGGCUGGAGUCUUCUUGAUUAGCAGAGGCUUUAGAAUUUUUAUCACUUUUGACGGCGAAGAUGAUGAAUUUGUAGACGGCGGUUAAUCAAGUCCUCAAGGGUUAGUGUUUUAUGGGCACUGAAACAAGAUGGAUACGUGCCCAAAUUUUGUUUAAAAGCUAACCCUUUUGACUAAUUUCUCAAACCUGUAAUUCCUUUUAUAAUGAAGAUUUAUGUUCCCUUUGUUUUAUUCUCUUAUAUUGCUGAAAAAAAUAUAACUCUUUUUUGCCAACAAAUUUAACUAUAUUGAGUCUAUAUUACACUGCAUGUGAAUAAACUUGCGUCUCUUCCACAUAGUUUUUUUUUUUGCUUAAAAUUCACCACAAAACUUCACAAAUAUGUGCAGUUGUUAGGUCAAUCAAUUUUGUAGUAUAGCUUAAUUGACUUUUAGAAGUGCGUAAAAGUUAAGUCUAACUUGUAUCUUCCUGUAUCUAACAUGUAAAUAAUGUGCCAGCUGAGAACCUUAACAGAAUUUUUCAGACAUCUAGUGUGUAUUUUCCCCUCUAUAGUUUGUAAACGUAUAAAUAUCAUGACUGUUGAGGAAUAAACACAUAUUGUUGAUUCCCCACUCUUCAUAAUAGGGUCUUAUACUUUUAAAUUUAUGUACGGUUCUAAGUUUAUAAAACUUGAUAUAAUUACGGUUUUGCUUCUCCCAAACAUUAUUUCCGAAAUGCAGUCUGCUUUUGUGCCGUGAAGAGCAAUCUCGGAUAAGGUCCUAAUCAUGCAUGAGGUUUUACACUUCCUUCAACCUUCUAAAACACGUAAAAGAUGAUCAAUGGCAGUUAAGACAGAUAUGAGCAAGCAAAGCCUAUGAUACGUUUGAAUGGGAGUUUAUUAAACUGGUUCUUGAGAGACUCAAAUUCCACCAUAGAUGGAUUAUGUGGAUAAUGGAAUGUGUCUCGACUGUUACCUAUAUUCCUUAUUAAUGGCUUGCCUAGAGGAAGAGUUAAACCGAGCAGGGUUGUCCGACAAGAAAAUCCACUAUCACCAUACAUAUUUAUACUAUGCGGUGAAGUGCUCUCGGGUUUGUGUAACAUAACUCAAAAAUCCGGUAAUAUGGCUCGAAUUUGAGUGGCGUGAGGGAGUCAUCGAGUCAAUCAUUUUCUCUUUGCGGAUGACACAAUGUUUUUCAUUAAAAGUUUAAAACCAACAAAGGGAACGCUUCAGCUAUGAAAUCGAUCUUGUCUCAGAAUGAAUCUGCAUCUGGACAGUUCAUCAACGCUGAAAAGUCUUCUAUAACCUUUUCACAGAAAGCCCCUACAUCGCCCAAAGACCGUGUGAAGGACGGUCUCCAAAUUCAAAAGGAAGACGGAACCGGGAUGCACUUAGGCUUACCCGAAUAUUUUGAAGGACGUAAAAGAGAUAUGUUUACUUCAAUAGUAGCUAGAAUUAAGAUCAAAGCGAAAGGAUGGUCAAAUAAAUUAUUAUCUACAGCGGGGAAGAUGGUCAUGCUCCAAAGCAUCUGACAGCUUAUUUCGUCUUCUGGAAUGACAUGCUUUAAGCUGCCGGUCUCUCUAUUCUAAACGAAUCCACUCAGCGGUUACACGAUUGUGGUGGGAUGGAAGAAGCGGAAGUAGAAAGAUGGCCUGGGUCUUUUGCUCAAAAAUGACCCAACCGAAAUCGCUUGGAGUCUUGGGUUUCCGAGAUUUUCCGAGUUUCAAUGACACCUUCUUGGCUAAGCUCAGCUUGGAGAAUUAUUCACAACCCAGCAUGCCUUCCUAGUCGUGUCCUCCUCGGAAAAUAUUGCAAUGAUUCAAAACAAUUUCAAGUCUCCCACAGAAGUGUUGAGUCACACGGCUGGAAGAGUAUUUUAAUUGGGAAAGACCUCAUUUUGUGUAACUCGGGAUGGGCAGUUGGGAAUGGUUCAUGAUAAACUAAUGCACAGAGCCAUGGCUAAGUAUGUCUGAGAAGGAAUGACCUAUGGAACUAAUACGUGAGAGACAAAUCGAUCUCAAAGUCUACAGCCUCCAUUUUCAAGAUGGUUCAGACUGGAACAAAGAUGCAAUUCAAAGAUGUAUCCCUCAGGA